This is a messenger RNA of Dentiscutata heterogama, 369 nucleotides long. The record is from the annotation of a GenBank genome assembly. Lineage: Eukaryota; Fungi; Glomeromycota; Glomeromycetes; Diversisporales; Gigasporaceae.
GUCCUUAUGUAGCUAAAGCAUGUUUAAAUUGCCAACAAAAACAUGUAAAAUGCACCGGAAAAGCUACUUGUAAAUAUUGUACGAUACAUGAACUUGAGUGUAAUUUUAUUGAUUCGGGUAAAAAACGCGGACCACGAAAAAAACGCAGACUAAGAACUGACAAUAGACCUUUUGAACAGAAUUGUAUUUUUAACGGUUCUGAAAUUAACCUUGAUGGAACAUUUAUACAAUUAGCCGUAAUCCCUAUUAUUAGUUACGCGUUGACUUCUCCAGAUAAUCAUAAUGAUAUUGCUCUCUAUUCUGAUACUUACAAUGAAUUUCAAAAUAUCCACUAUUUUCAAGAAAAUGCACCCUUUCUUUAUCAAACAU